Malus domestica (apple) is the source of this 2974-nucleotide messenger RNA. RefSeq names its product probable LRR receptor-like serine/threonine-protein kinase At1g14390. Lineage: Eukaryota; Viridiplantae; Streptophyta; Magnoliopsida; Rosales; Rosaceae. The record is from RefSeq and is a predicted model, not a curated record. Gene Ontology annotation, molecular function: ATP binding; protein binding; protein kinase activity. Gene Ontology annotation, biological process: protein phosphorylation.
GUUUCAAGUCAAUAACGUACUAGUUCAGAGAAUGUUAUUUUAAAUGAAGAUCAACUGGCAUGGAACAGAUUCACGGUCACAUAGCAUUCCGUUCAAUUAUAAUAAGUGACAUUGUAUUAUUUAACUGGGACGCGAUAUUUAAAAACCAUUUUGUGUAAGUCCUCAUGCAGAUGGGGUUGGCUUGCAUUGUCUCUUUGUUCUUGAACUUAGACCGAAUCCACUAGUACUGUCUGGUUCUUGCUUUGCUCCGCUUCAAAUUCUGCAAUUUCAGUAUUUUUCAGAUCUGUCAUUCUCUCCGCAUUAGGUUUCCCAGCUCCCCUCCUUUCUGUUGAAAUUCUAGUCCUUUUCCUUCAUGAUUUCAUCACCCUCACCAAUUUUUCUCUCUUUCUUUCAACUGUAAAUUUUUUUCGUGCCACCUUACCUCACCAAACCAAGACCUUUCUGCUCCUUACCUGCUUCCUUCUUAUUUUACCCACUCCUCAUCAUAUUUCUGGAACGUUCUGCAGUAUACCGAAUUUAACGUUGAAUGUGCGCUGAAGAAUCUAACAGAGUUUAACGUAAACGGAUGAACCUGAGCCACAGGGCAACUUGGACCAAUUAGCUUUUCUGGGUUAAUCUCGUUUUCUUCAAAAAAAAUGAACAACUUCUGGGUUCCUAUCUGUUUCUUGCUUCUCACUCUAUCCAUCUCCUCUCAAAUCUCAACCGCUCAGCUCAGUCCAAGCGAAGUUCGAAUCCUCUUCCAAGUGCAAAAGCUUCUCGAAUACCCCGAACCUCUUCAGGGAUGGACGAACUGGACCAACUUCUGCUUCCUCCCUUCCUCCCCCUCCCUCCGGAUCGUCUGCACAAACAACCGCCUAACCGAAUUAACCGUCACCGGAAACAAAACCAAAACCUCCCCUCCAAACCAGAGCACUCUGUCCAAAUCCUUCUCCAUCGACUCCUUGUUCACCGUCCUCACCAAGCUCUCCAACCUCAAAUCCCUCUCAUUGGUCUCCCUCGGCCUGUGGGGCCCGCUGCCGACGAAGAUCAACCGGUUCUGGUCGCUCGAAACGCUCAACCUCAGCUCGAACUCCAUCUCCGGCGAGAUACCGGCCUCCCUCAGCUCGAUCAAGAAUCUCACGAGCAUAAAUUUGGCUGACAAUCUCCUCAACGGAAGCGUUCCGGAUCUCAGACCGCUAACAUUUCUCCAAGAAAUCAACCUCGGAAACAACACACUGGGUCCUGGAUUUCCCUCUUUGGGAGACAGUAUUCAAAUCAUCGUUCUCAGAAACAACUCCAUGAGAUCUGAUAUUCCGACAGGACUGAAGAACUUCGAUCAGCUGACGAAACUGGACAUCUCCUACAACAAAUUUGUGGGUCACAUCCCAUCUUUCCUCCUCUCGCUGCCCUCCAUCCAGUUCAUCAAUCUUUCCAAGAACGAGCUCAGUGGGGCCCUGUCAUCCAACGUAACCUGCGGUAAAAACCUCAUAGUUUUGGACAUUUCCCAGAAUUUUUUGAUUGGGAAGCUGCCCACCUGCGUCGGAUCGAACUCGAAGGCUUCGAACAGGACGGUUCUGGAUUCGUGGAACUGUUUGUCGGGUGGGAACUCGAAGUACCAGCAUCCGUAUUCCUUUUGCCACAAGGAAGCUCUGGCCGUGAAGCCGCCGGCUGAAACUGCAGGGAAGAAGGAGGAGAACAGGACAAAGCUAGGUGUGUUGCUGGGUGUGAUUGGUGGCAUUGUGGGUGUUGCUGGUGUUGUUGGGUUGCUGGUUUUGGUCAUCAUCAAAAGGGCAGGGAAGAGGGAGGCAGAGGAUCGAUUUGACAGAUCCAUGGCGGAGAAAACCUCUGUCAGAAGCUCCCCAAAGCAUAAUAUUAAUGCAAGGCGUGUGCCGCAGAUGAUGAGGCUGCCGACACUCGGGCUCCCUCCGUAUCGUGGUUUCACACUCGAAGAAAUCGAUGAUGCAACGAACAAUUUCGACGCUGCAAAUUUGAUGGCGGAAGGAUCCCAUGGACAGGUGUACAAAGGUUGGCUGAGAGAUGGUUCACAGGUGCAAGUGAGAUGCGUGAAGUUAAAGCAGAAGCAGUUGCCACAAAACUUGAACCAGAGCAUGGAAGGCUUGUCAAAGAUGAGGCAUAGGCAUUUGGUCAGCCUUAUAGGACACUGCACUGUCACGUACCAGGACCAUCCCACCGCAUCUAGCACGGUAUUUAUUGUUCUCGAGAACAUCACCAACGGGUCGUUGAUAGACCAUCUCACUGAUUGGAGAAAGAAGGAAUGGAUGAAAUGGCCGCAGAGAAUGGCGGUUACUAUUGGCAUUGCGAGGGGAGUCCAGUUCUUGCACACCGGCGUGGCUCCCGGGAUCUUUGGAAACAAUUUGAAGAUAGAGAACAUAUUGUUGGAUGAGAGUGUUUCUGCCAAAAUCAGCAACUACAAUCUUCCGUUGCCAUUUCAGGUUGGUUCAGAGGAUCCUCGUAAUGGACAAGGGAUUAGCAGUAAUUCCCAUCUGAACAGCGCCGAAGCCGAGAAGGAGGAUAUUUACCAGCUGGGCAUUAUUCUGCUUCAAGUUCUUACUGGUAGAUUGAUCAAAUCAGCUACUGAAUUGGAUGAGCUUAGGGUUCAGUUAGAAAAGGGCUUGAUGGAAGGACCAUCGACACUACGAGAAAUCGUAGAUUCGUCGAUGAUGGGAAGUUUUGCGUACCAGUCGCUGAAGACAGCAGUUGAAAUCACAGUCAAUUGUUUGAGCAGAGAUCCAAGCAAGCGUCCUUCGAUAGAUAAUGUUCUUUGGAAUUUGCAGUAUUCGAUUCAAGUUCAAGAGGGAUGGACUAGCAGUGGAAACCUCAGCGCACAAAUGUAGUAGUAGUUCUUUCGUUGGAUUUACAGUUCUUCUUGUUACUUGUUAGGCAAGGUAUAUGAAUAAAUGAAAGGCUAUACAAUUCAACUAGUGUUUCCUGUUUUGCUUAGCAAAAGUAUUAAGCUUUUGAUUUUAUUUUAUUU